Molecule: messenger RNA, 1590 nt
Organism: Glycine soja
Lineage: Eukaryota; Viridiplantae; Streptophyta; Magnoliopsida; Fabales; Fabaceae
Product: choline-phosphate cytidylyltransferase 2-like
Exons: 8
Coding region: 195-1151 (318 amino acids)
Biological process (GO): CDP-choline pathway
Molecular function (GO): phosphatidylcholine binding; choline-phosphate cytidylyltransferase activity
Source: RefSeq, a predicted model, not a curated record
UGAAAAGGCAUUGAAGACUAAAAACCAUUUUUUUAAGAGAAAAACAUAGUAUACUCUGAAACAAUCAUGUAGUACUCUUCGUCUUCGUUUUAAGAAAAAGAACAUUUUGGAGGAAAAGCGCAUACGACGUUUGCGAGCGAAAUUGCGAUUUAUUUAUUACCAAAGAGAAGAAAAAAAGAGAAAAGAAGAGGCGAAUGGCAGAUCAGAGCGAGCAUUCGAAAACGGCGUCGCCUCCGGAGGACCAGGACCGUCCCGUUCGAGUGUACGCGGAUGGCAUCUACGAUCUCUUCCACUUUGGCCACGCUCGCUCCCUCGAGCAAGCCAAGAAAUCGUUUCCGAAUACAUACUUGCUUGUUGGGUGUUGCAACGAUGAAGUCACCCACAAAUACAAAGGCAAAACUGUUAUGACAGAGGCCGAACGAUACGAAUCCCUGCGCCACUGCAAAUGGGUGGAUGAAGUUAUUCCUGAUGCCCCUUGGGUUAUCAAUCAAGAGUUUCUUGACAAGCACUACAUUGACUAUGUGGCUCAUGACUCUCUUCCUUAUGCUGAUGCCAGUGGUGCUGCCAAUGAUGUUUAUGAAUUUGUUAAAUCUGUUGGGAGGUUUAAGGAAACAAAACGGACCGAAGGAAUAUCCACGUCCGAUGUUAUAAUGAGGAUUGUCAAAGAUUAUAACCAAUAUGUGCUGCGGAACUUGGAUCGUGGGUACUCAAGAAACGAGCUUGGCGUGAGCUAUGUGAAGGAAAAGCGACUGAGGGUGAAUAGAAGGUUGAAAACAUUACAAGAGAAAGUGAAGGAACAUCAAGAAAAAGUUGGCGAAAAGAUCCAAAUUGUUGCAAAGACUGCUGGCAUGCAUCGGAAUGAGUGGGUGGAAAAUGCUGAUCGUUGGGUAGCUGGUUUUCUGGAAAUGUUUGAAGAAGGUUGCCACAAGAUGGGAACAGCAAUUAGGGAUCGAAUUCAAGAGAGGUUAAGAGGUCAGCAGUCAAGAGAUGGCACACUUCGUCUACAAAAUGGCAAGGAUGAUAAGGAUGACGAUGAUGAGGAGUAUUAUUAUGAUGAGGAGGAUGAUAGUGAUGAAGAAUAUUUUGAAGAAUAUUAUGAUGAUGAUGAGCUUAAUCCUCAAAAUAAUGGAAAAGAUGAGAAAAAAGAAUAGGUAUACUUCGGUGGAAUUGUUGGGUUCUCGGCAGAAUGUCAAUAGCAACUGUCCAUGCGAUAUCUGCAAUAUUAUAUGCAUUAUGUUGGAUAGUGGAUUUGAAGUUGCACAAGGGAACUUUCAUUUUGCUAGUGUGGUCAAAAUUUUACGUGUUGAAUGCUGGUAUACGAGUGUUUGUGCAUAUGGUUAAUUUUAGAUGGGAAAAGUACCAUAUCCUUUUUAUUCACUUAAUUUUGGGUUCUACAUUCUAUUUCAGCGUUGCUAGCUCAGGGAAGGAAAAUCACAAAUUCCUCGUACAAUCUAACGUGAAUUUUCACGUCCCAUUGAAGUCAUCAACUCUAUCUUUUGCAUCUUGUAGGCAUCAUACAUGAAUUGGAUAUGUCUGUAGACUUAAGUUUGGAUCAUGUGAUUUUAUAAAAUUGAUUUUAAGUUAAUGUAA